This is a messenger RNA of Gadus macrocephalus (Pacific cod), 3970 nucleotides long. RefSeq lists its product as uncharacterized. Lineage: Eukaryota; Metazoa; Chordata; Actinopteri; Gadiformes; Gadidae. The record is from RefSeq and is a predicted model, not a curated record. Bases 241 to 3003 code for a protein of 920 amino acids. The transcript has 8 exons.
AGAUUUCCAGCCCAGUCUGGCAACACCGGCUGAGGUACGUAUCGGGCCAGUGUUGCCAGAUUGGCUGGGAAAUCGUGCCUAAUGUGGCCAAACUGAAGCAUUACUUCCAUCCAACACGACUCGAAUGCACCAUGCGCAGCUAGUCGGAUAGCCGGAGAGGUGGCUCGUUGUCUUGGGACCAAACCGUAGCUUGUUGUUGACUUAUUGCUUAAAAACAAACAUGAGCAUGUGCCCGAGUAGAUGGAUGUCUCCGUAAAACCAGGAAGAAAUCGCGUGUCUGUCAUGCUCACUCCACCAACCUCCCAGAUGGACGGGGUUCCCCCCCUCCCCGCCCCUACCCUCUCCUCUCCGGGUCGUGGAUGGGACCUCGGAGCAACCUGGGUGGUCAGGGACCAUAAUAUCACUCAACGUGACCAUGAUGAGGCCAGUCAUCACCUUUACGUUGAGGAAGUCAUUCAUCAACGCCAGGACUGUGUCGGUCGUCACCUUGACGUUGUGGGUCAUCACCAUGAGAACGACGUGGGUCAUCACCGUGACAUCGACGUGGGUCAUCACCGUGACAACAAUGUCGGUCAUCACGCUGACAACGAUUUGCGUCAUCACUGUGACGAUGUCAGUCAGCAACAUGAAAACAAUCUAGGAGUUACGCCCCCAAACUCCACCAGACCACCCCUCCAGGACAGGCGGCCUGGCCUGUCGGAGGAGCAGCAGCUCCUCCCCCUCAGUCUCCUUAAGGAGGCGCUGGCGCCCCUCUGUCUCCGUCUGGCUGCUGUGGAGGCCGGGCUCGAACGCUUGUGGCUCCACCUGCCUCUGCUAGUCAUGCAAAGGGGUGGGAUUAUGCUGGAUGAGGGCGGGGCCAUGUCAGGGGGCAUGGCCAGGAAGAAUAGAACCAAAGGGGCGGCACCAUGCACGGAGACCACGGCCCCCGUCUCCUCCACCAGGACCUGUGUGUCGCCUCUAUUGAAACCAACGCCCUCCCGCCUGACCUGCAGGACACGCCGAGAAACGGCAACGCCCUGCCUCACAACGGGAGGGCCCUCCAACCUGACCUCUAUUUUGCCCCCGGCAACAGUAACGCCCUCCUUAGCUACAGGAGCACCUUCCCACCUGACCCGGGCAUUGUCCCUAGCAACAGGAACUCAAACCCUAUCAAUGGGAAUGCCCUCCCACAUGACUUGUCCAUUGCCCCUUAGCACAAGAACACCCUCCCUAGCAACGGUAACGCCUUCUCACCUGAACUGUAAGUCGCCCAUAGCAACAGAAGUGCCCCUUUUAGCACCUAGAUUGCCCUCCCUAACAACAGGAACGCCUUCAAUAGCGACGGGGAGGCCCCACCUAGCAGUGGGGUGUCCCUCCAUCCUGGUCUGCAGGUCGCCGCUAGCAACGGGUGCUGUGACGACUCAGAGAGCAGGUUCCAGCACCAUGGGGGAGGAGCUUAAGUCCACUGCGCUGGAAGGGGAGGUGCCCGCUAAAGGGAAGAGGAGGUGGUCUUUGAACGGGGGACAUUUUCAAUUGAAAAAGACUGCUGGUGGCGGCAGCAAGCCGAUGUCAGGAGAAAAAGGAGGCGGGUCCUCAGGACAGCGGAAGGAGCUAAAGGGAUUUAAGAAGAGAAGAGUCUGCAGGGACAUUCCCAAUUCCUGUCCCGCUGCUUCAGGGGUAACGUCCAAUGCGACCAUCGUCCAAUCACAGUGUUCUAUUCCACCUCUCCAUCAAUCAAGUAAUAUGCUGUUGCCAUGCGGCCAAUCUCGGCUCCCCCUCUCGCACUGCUUAGACAAAUCAGUGAGCUCUCGCGUCCCUGGCCGUUCGUGGCCCAACGGUGCCACUCAUAACGUCCUGUUUGUUGGAGACAAUCCACUAUGCCAAACAUGUCCAACAGACCCUACGGCACAGUCUGACCAAUCACAAGACAUCUUGUGCAGCCAUUCAGUCAGUUACUCCGCACCACCUCCUUGCCAAUCUGAGACCUCUUCGCCACCUCCCGGCCAAUCAGAGACCUCCACACCAUCUACAAGCCAAUCAGGGACUCCCAUCUCCUGUUUGUUCUGGUCAGGCUCCACCGCAGGCCAAUCAGGAUGCUGCUUCUUUUCCCUCCGCUCACCACAGGGCCGAUCACUAACCGCCCUUCAAAUCAACUCACCUCAUGUCUCCAUGACGACAGGCCUUCGGCUCCGCCCUCUUCAUGCGCUUGUCCACCUCUCGCCCGUUGCCAUAGAGACAGCCAGACUUUGUCUCCUAGCGACAGCGGGCCAAUGGCCUCCAGAACGCCCGCUGAGAGACCGGACAGCCCCGCCCGGCCUGGGUAACGACCACAGUUAUGGAAAACCUUUGGCCCCAAAGUGCAGCUCUGUAAGGUCCCUCUCCAGAUGUUCCCAUCGGCUGAAGAGGCUCGGGGCUCACGGCUCAUUGGCCGACGGAGCGGCCAGCAGCACGGCUUCAAGCCAAUCACCGGCUCCCGCUGCCGCAGAGCGCCAACGGAAGACUGGACCACGGAAGACCGGACAGGUCACGCUUGACCUGGACCUGAAGGUCCGGAUCAAGCGUGUAUCUGAAAUCCCAAUCAGGAAGUCGAUGCCCAAACGAGACGCUGAGCUGACGCCCAUGGGCCUCCCCCGACCCAAGAGACUAAAGAAGAAAGAGUUUAGCCUGGAGGAGAUUUACACCAAUCAGAACUAUCGGUCGCCUAGCAACAACAGCUUGGAGACUAUAUUCGAGGAGCCACGGGAGCGAGGUGGGCGUGUCCUCUGCAUGGCUCACCAAAAGAGGCCACGCCUCUUAGACUUUAGCCACGCCCCCAGGCCGAGAAGACGUCGCCUUGGACCAGCUGGAAGUGGACUCAUCUCCACGGCUCUGCUGACGUCAUCCAUGCGCUCGUCAGCAGUGACUCGCAGGCGUUGCCGUGCCAACGGGGGCCUGGCUGGCGAUGAGGAGGAGGAUGCUGAUGUGAGGCUGGUGGAGCGACUGAGCGCACUCGAGGACUUUCUAUCUCGCAGCGGAUUGGAUUAGCUGUGAUUGGAUGAGGUGUGAUUGGAUGAGAUGAGAUGGGAUUUUACAAAUUGUGAUUUCUCUCCAAGACAUAUUCAUUUAAUUAAAUGUUUUAUUUAUUAUAAUUGGAUUGGUGUCUACCUUUUUACAGAAUAUGUGAUUACUAACGGUUUUCUGUUCUUGCCAAUUUUAAAUGAUGAAAGAAAAUGCAUUGUUCUAGACUUUUCAUAUUUUAAGUUGUUAAACAUCGAAGUUUGGAAUAUGGUAUCAAGUUUUCACAUAAUCUUGUUAAUUGUUUUCUUUGGAAGGUGCAGUAGGUAUUAAGUGAGUUGUAACGAAAGAGAGCUGAAGAGAGCAUCAUUUAGAAACUAAAAUACCGAAAGAAGUCCCCUCCUUCUCUUCUCCUAGUUGCAUGUCAAUCACAUAGCUGUGAUUGACAUGCAGGAUGGAUUAUCUUAACCAAUCAGGAAAUGGAUGACCUUAUAGAUCAGAAAUGACCUGGAAGCUUUCUAGUGCAGGCGCAUGAACUCGAAACAGGUAUUCUUACAGAGCAGGCCAGGCCAUUUGUAACAAUUUGCACAAAAAUUAUAGCUCAGAUAGUGUGUGAAAACGGUCAACGGCCACGGCCAGAUGGCACUGGCAGAUUUGAGCACGGUUAGGUGUGAAAACGGCCAAGGCCACGGCCAGAUGGCCUAGUGUGAGUGCACCCUUAAAACGUUCCUACAGCACCUUUUUAAAGGUACAAUAUGUAACCUAAACAUCAAGCCGUUCAAUUAGAAGUACAGUCCCAAUUCAUCCUAUUUGAGCUCACGCCGAUUGCCAGGUGGUGUGUUCAGGGACACUGAACACACAAGAGCAAGACGAGCCAAGCGCUACAUUAUUCUUUGACAAUGACAAGCAACGACGAGUCCUACACUGGAAGGUGAUCCGCUAAUGGAUACGUGUUUCAUUUAUUUAUUGUUUGCAAAUUAUAAACCAGUUUAUGUGG